Messenger RNA from Gadus morhua (Atlantic cod), 633 nucleotides. Its product is annotated as RAD52 motif-containing protein 1-like. Gene Ontology annotation, molecular function: RNA binding. The transcript has 5 exons. Lineage: Eukaryota; Metazoa; Chordata; Actinopteri; Gadiformes; Gadidae. The coding region runs from base 25 to 633 and encodes 202 amino acids. The record is from RefSeq and is a predicted model, not a curated record. Gene Ontology annotation, cellular component: nucleolus.
GUGUAGGUGAUGGAGGAGUAGGUGAUGGAGGUGGACAUUAUAGAGUUCAAAGCGCCGACGGAAAGCAACAAAGCUCUCUUCAUAUGGGACCUCCAGGCCGGCUACAGCCACGCCUACAUCUAUGAGAGGGUGUUCUCUGCGUUCUCCUCCUUCGGACCCCUCUUCCUGGUCAAGGUGCUCCCCAACUCUCCCUCUGUGUCUCCUGGCUUCUACUCGCUGGUGAAGUUCUACUGCUCCAGACACGCCCUGCAGGCCCAGAGAUCUACUGAUGGAACCCUCCUGUUCCAGAGCACUCCUGUCAAGGUAAGACUCAGUACCCGACAGGCUCCCUUCCUCCAAUUUGACAACCACUCCCGCUGCCUGGAACUGGCCAAUCACUGCCUGGGCUUCAACGGCUGGUCCACACGCAUCAUUAAUCUGAAAGUGUUGCCUUCUGAUUCUCUGGAAGAGAGGCAGGGCCAUGAGGCCAGUGGGAGGAGCCAGGAGGUAAGUGGGAGGAGCCCGAAGGUCAGUGGGAGGAGCAAGACGACGCUGCGCUACAGGUGUUUACUGGAGCUGUCGUUUCCCCAACACAACGUUUCAUCAAGAGAAGUGGCCGUCAUAGAGGAGACCUUCUCCCUGUCUGGUGAAUGA